Gymnodraco acuticeps is the source of this 5983-nucleotide messenger RNA. RefSeq names its product sushi domain containing 5 (gene susd5). Gene Ontology annotation, biological process: cell adhesion; Notch signaling pathway. The record is from RefSeq and is a predicted model, not a curated record. NCBI's taxonomy places the organism in Eukaryota, Metazoa, Chordata, Actinopteri, Perciformes, Bathydraconidae. Gene Ontology annotation, molecular function: hyaluronic acid binding. Bases 293 to 2746 code for a protein of 817 amino acids. The transcript is spliced from 5 exons.
AAGAUUUUGAGCCGUGACGUAUUUACUAACAGGGACACGCGAGUUUUCACACCGGUGCUCCAUCUGCUUGCGAGGGCGAGUAUUUGGGGGAGAUAUACUGCGCCUCGCUCUUGAGACGCUCUCACCGUUUUCUUUCCGUUAUCACCCGGACCUGUCAACAAGCAUACAUGCCGCUCGGUCCACCGCAGGACUCUCCAUCGGCUCUCUGACCUGCCGGACUGUGCACACACAAGUCGUGUGGAAGUUUUUUGGACACGUUUUCCAACAUAAAAAAGUGAGAUUGUGCCAAAAGAUGUUGGAUCGUUGUAACAAAACUCUUCUACCUUUGUUCUUUGGAUGCCUGUCUUGUCUUGUGGGGACAUCUGUUGUAAAUGCAGACGGUCGAGUGUUCGUGUUGGACCUGAGGAACUCCUCUGGCCUGCAGGGCUUCAGAGAUGCCGAGGGGGCUUGUGCCGCCCGACAUGCCCGCCUGGCCUCAGCAGAGGAGCUGCAUCACGCCGUGGAGGAGUGCUUCUUCUCCCCGUGCACCCGUGGGUGGCUCUACGCAGGCACAGUGGGGAUGACGGUGUGUAACGUUGUGGGCAGUGCACUGAAAGCAGUGGAUGUGAGAACAGAAAACGCCACCGAGGACUCUGAAAACCUGGACGCCUUCUGUAUCAAAGACAGGGAUGUGCCGUGUGGUGACCCUCCAUCCUUUCCUAACGCUCAUCUCCAGGAGCACUCUGGGUAUGAGAUGGGAGACGAGCUGCUGUACACAUGUUUGCCCGGUCAUGUCAUGCCCAGUGGACGCAGAGCGUUCAGUCUGCUGUGCGACAGCUGUGGAGAGUGGUACGGAUUAGUGGAGAUUUGUGUCAAAGAUGAGACUGAAAGUCACGUAGACUAUGAGGACAAGUUUCCAGAUUCCUAUGGAGAGGCAGAGCACCAUAGCUCAGAGGAGGCUCAGGGUCAGGUGUACGAGGAGGUGCACGGAGCUGAAUACCCACAAGGGGAAAGGCGUCAGGUUCAACAAGAGACGAGCUUCAAUGUCGAAGUAGAGGAGGAGCAUCAAGACCAACAUGGAGUGCCUGAAGUGGAAGAGGAGGUCAUCGAUACAACAUUUGUGGUAGUAGGAGGGGAGAAAGCUACAGAAGCACCUGUGUCUCUUCUCUCCCAGAAACACCUCUUCUGGUUCCCCUCUGAGGCCUUCCAGGAUGAGGGACGUCCCGCCUCCACCAAUCCAGUCACACAGACCACACAGAGAGCUUCAGGAGCCCAAUCAGAGGAGAGCAAAGAGCAGGACAGCCAAGAAACACACCACCACCAGCGUCCAGUUGAUGUUGACGACCAUGGUCACGACGACCAUGACGACCUGGACAACCAUGAUGACGGUGAACAGAGUCACCGGGAGGAAGACGACGGAGAUGAUCAUGUGAAGCAUUAUAUUCCAGCUAAGGUUGAUGACCAGGACAGACGGGACCGGCACAAAGAUACAGACGAUCAUGACGACCAUUAUGACAUGGGUGAACACGAAGACGACCGGGAUCGUGUUCGUUACGGAGGUCAAGAGUACGACGAUACUUACGAUGAACAUGAAAGCUACGAAGAGCAUGAAGAUGUGACUGACGAUCGAGAAGUCAAUGAUCGAGAACGUCCUGACGAAUCUAAAGAACAUCCUGACCCCGAUGAAAGUGAUGACCGUGAGGAGCCUUAUGAUCCUGAGGAGGAAGAUAUUGAUCGUAACACUGACCACGAUGACCACGAUGACCACGAUGACCACGAUGACCACGAUGCCCACAAUGACCACGAUGACCACGAUGACCACGAUGACCACGAUGACCAUGAACCCGACGACCAUGAACACGAUGUCCACGACCACGAUGACCAUGAACCCGACGACCAUGAACACGAUGUCCACGACUACAAUGACCAUGAACACGAUGACCAUAACCACGAUGACCAUGAGAGCCACGAAGAUGACAAUGACAGUCACCAGCGUGUGAUCUUUUCCCAAGAGACGGAUAUAAAACAGAAUGUUACAGCAGAAGAAGAAGCCCCCACAGACGACACCUGGCUGGACGGCUACCCUGUCGUCCUGGAGGAAACAGAGAAAGGGGACUCCACACCAGAAAGGGUUAGACCAGAGGAUACAGCGAGGGGGACAGUUGUGAGGACAACUGACAGACCUAAUGAGGUGGAAGUUGGUAGACCCGUCCCUUACACCAGCCUACCAGAAGUACCUGCGUCUUCCACAACAGAGCCUGCUUUAGCUCAAGGUGGAGAGGACGAAAUGUUGACAGGCUUCAUCCCCACCGCUGCUCCCUCACAGCCCUCCGACUCCCCCUCACACUCAGACACCUUGGACUACGACACCCAACAGGCAGCUCCCACCCACUCCUGGCAGGACGACCUCUCUCAGCACCCCUUCCUGGAUCAUGGCCCAGUUCCCCCGAUGCAGGACAGCGACAGCGGAGUUACAGAAGAGCACACUGUACACAUCCUUCCAGGGGAGACCGGCGAGAGAGGUGAGGUGGAGGGAGAGUUGGGGGAGGCAAUCUGUACCGGUGAGAACUGCCCUCCGAGCUCCUCUAGCCAAGGUCCCACUGUUGCCGCCAUAAUCGUGGCGGUUUGCGCUAUCGCCACGGCGAUGAUCGUUGGGGUGUGGUGCUACUGCCACAAACAGAAGAAGAGCUCAAUGUACGAGAUGAACGGGAAGGGCCAGAGUCAGAGCAGACAGGGCCAACAGAUAGAGAUGCAGCAAAAAGUGUAAGGGCGACCAAUGAUGGAGGGCAGAGACAUUUGGGAGGGAGGGAAAAAUUCAGAGAAAUUUAAGAGGAAACCACAGCCCUUCAUCUUGCUAGAAACUCAUCAAUAACUGAAGAUUUUGGAUAGGUAUGAAGAGAUGGGAUCUGUUUUGAAGAGCAAAAUGUGGUUAAAAGAAAAAUUGAGCAAAGCAGUAAGAACUGAUGUUUAACACAGUGAAACAAGAUCGUUUUUAAGGAUUUUUACCUAUCUAUGAUGUACCUACCCACUAUUUUCAAAUCUCUGAUAUCUAGCUGGAUAAGUGGAGAGGGGCUGGACUCAACUCCAGGAACUGAAAAAGGAUAUUAUAAGGGAAUAACCAUGUAGGAAAACCACAAGAAGGCAUGCCUGCCCGCCUGAAUAUAUGAACUGAGACUUCAGCCUCUUGGACAUUGUGGUUAAAGAUUCUCUGUGUUCAAUUUGUGUUGACUUCAUUGAUGUUUAUUGCUUAUUCAGUUGUGUGUUUCCUGAUUUUUCCAAAUCCCAAUCUCUCUCUGAUUGCCUGAGAACUGUGUUGGAAAAAAUAACAACUUUAUUCCACUUGUUAUUCAACGGCAAGAGCGCUGAAGACUUGGGCAGGUUGUCCCAAAUGUAGACAAGGUUAUUUUGUUAUCAGUAAGAACAAAAAGGAGGAUGAUAGUUAAAAAUAUGAGAGGGUCGAGUGAGCGGUAUGGAGGGAAAGGUGUGAGAAAGAAGGAUGGCAGGUGAAACAUUUGAAGAUCUUCCUGCCUCUGUUGGUUUUGACAAGGGGCUGCUGAAGGAUGAACAGCAGCAGGCCAUCCAGAUUUCAGAGUUAUCCCCAUGGUGUGUGUGUGUGUGUGUGUGUUGUGUGUGUGUGUGUGUGUGUGUGUGUGUGUGUGUGUGUGUGUGUGUGUGUGUGUGUGUGUGUGUGUGUGUGUGUGUGUGUGUGUGUGUGUGUGUGUGUGUGUGUGUGUGUGUGUGUGUCUCAGGUGCAUGCAAUCUGCCAAUCAGCGGUACGUCGUGUUUGCUGACGGUAAAACAGAGAUAAAACAUCAUGGUGCCUCCAUGGUAACAUUUCAUUUUCUUUAAGAACAAGUAUAUAGGAUUUAGUGCCAUCUAAUGCUGAGGUUGAAAAUUGCAACUAAAUAUCCCUCUGUUCACCCUUCCCAUUUCCAAGAAAGUUGGAGAACUUCAAGUGAAAGGCACUCUCUAGAGCUGGAAUUUGGUUUGUCCCUUCUAGGCUACUGUAGAAACAUGAUGGUGCAACUUGGCAGAUUGCGAGGUACGGCUCACUAUCUCGGAGGGAACAAGCCCCCAGGAAGUGCGCCGGCCGUUAAAGCAAAUGUUCGCAGCGGCUGAACAGUGGUACUACACUGCUGUAUUUUCUGUGAUGUCAAUUUGGCUGCAAUAGACUUUUUCUCAUUGAUUUUCACAUUGGAAAAGAGACAUCUGUAAAUUACUGAACCUUUUAUUUUAGCUAAAUAAACUACCCAGUACUACAGAGUAUACUUUCAGGGCCCUUAUAUAAAUCAUGAGGGUUUAAAAGUAGUAAAAUGCGCUAAAUCCGAUCCAGUGUUAUUUUCUCAUUCAUUUGACUGAGCGGAUAACAGAGUAAAGAGGCGGGGCUUAGGGGGAAACUCAAGUGCGCAUGCUCUAUGGGCCUAAGUGCCAGGACGAUGCGGCUACUUUUUUAAUUUACCCUUGCUCCAUUUUUGGCUUCAUGUGCAUAUCAUUUUAUGCACAUGAACUCACUGUUCCUUUUAAGGUUAGUAGCCUACACUUUCUGACGGUUUUGUGAAAAUGUGUACAUUUGUUGAGUAUAUGUAGGGUAGGCCUAUGACUUUGGGUUCAUAUGGGUUAAUAACAGGCGCUUGUAAUAUCUUUCAUAUGGUAUUCAAUAUUUUGAAUUACAUCAAUGUAAUUUACCUUCAUACUCGUGCUCUGUUAUGUUUGUUAAGAUAAAAAACCAGAAUGAAAGUUUUAAGAGGGGUUUUCUCGACUGGACUUUUAAUAACCGCUGUUUUAUUUAAAAUGUUUGGGACAUCAGAAAAUGUGCGCUGUUAGCAAAUUUAGUUAGAAUUUCACAAUGUUUAUACAUGUGGUUAACUCUCCAGUCGUAGUUCAGACUUUCAUAGUGUACUAGCUGCAUCAUCAGUGAUAUUCUUUCUCGCUGUCUUCGUACUGUGCCAAACACUUAAGAGCAAAGGUCAAAUGUAAAUACAUUAAAUAGCAUUUGGAGGGCUUGAACUUAGAUAUUAGAGUUUGUAUUUCUGGUGAUGUAUAUAGACUACACAAAUAAUUACUUGGCAAUACCUUAAAUAGGAGGUGCUUUACUUGUAAUAAAUGUCAAAUGUCAAGCACUUCUUGGUGUCAUCAGUCAUGAAUAAUCAUCAAUGUUCCACCAUUGUCUCACCUGAUUUCUAAAAAGUUGUUUUAAAAUGGUAUUAUUUAGUAACACGUUUAGUUAUAAAAUAAGGAUUUGUUUGUUUGAGGAAGUGAAUACCCACUAUUGUUGAUUUCAUAACAAAUAUUUCUUACUUUUUUAAAUGUCUGUAUUUUGGUAUCUGAAUCGAUUUAGUAAUGUCGCGAUGGCAAGGGCAAUAAAUUACCUACUGUCUUUAUGUUUCUGUAAACAUGAAUCCCUACUAAAAUAACCUUCGAAACACUACUUCAGUUCGUUAUUUCUUCAAAAAGACAGUCAAGCACAGUUGACUUUAGACAUUACAAUGUAUGUCGUUUUCUUUGCUACAGUCAAACAUUUAUUAGAUUUUUUUAAGUGCAUCAUGAUCUUAAAUUACUUUAAAAAAUCAUGUAAUACAUAGUGAAAUAGUUGUAGAUGAUGGUAGACAUUUUUGAAUUGUCAUCGGAUUACUACUACUAGUAAACUCCAAUAUAAAUGUCCAUACUUUACUGCCCUUUAUCUCACCUAGAUAAAGCUGUUAAAACACAAGUGUUGUCCUCGCAAUAUCAUGGAUUGUAGAUUAUUUAGCAAUGAACUGUCUGGUCACACAUUUUGCAGAUGUUCAAUUAGACUAAUAGUGGUCAUCAAGAAGAUGGAGAGAGUUGUGAUGCAAAAAUCACAAAUUUGAUAGUAAGUAAAGGGCGUUUCUGUCAUUCACAUGAUGCUAAUAUUUCUCCAUGUCUGUUUCUUCUUCAUCUCAAACAGCCUGAUGUGUGUGAUGUCAGGAUGAAAUGUGUACUGUAUAUGUGUUCUCCCAAUAAACUCCUAAACAUGUGGUUUAAA